GAGAAAGAGAGAGAGAGAGAGAGAGGGAGAGAGAGAUGCGCUGCAAAACAUGGUAAUCACCACCACCAACCUCAUCAUCACCAUCACCAUCACCUCCAGCUCUGCCGCGCACCCUCCCGACUCCUCUCCUCCUCUGCACCGGGGCUUGCGUUUCAUGCCCAAAGCCCUGAUCUGCGCUCCAAAAAUAACCCCCAGCCAGCAUGCCGAAGGAAGCAAAACAAGAAGAGCGGUAUUUUUAGGGUCAUUAAUAUCGACCACGUGGCUCGAAGGUAAACCGGAUGGCCGUUGCGCAAAGGCUCCUCGUCAGUAUGUCCUGCGAGGCCGGCACGCCGCACUGGACGCUGACCGCGGUGGUUCUCCUGGGCUUCCUGCUGGGGAUCGUGUCAGCGUACCCUCUACCGAGCAGCAGGACGAAUGCAACUUUACUGGAGAGACGAUGGGAGACGCUUUUCUCCCGCUCUGUACUGGGGAUCUCCGGGGAGAAACCGGAGCUGAACUGGGAGAGUGACUAUCUGCUGGGCAUCAAGAGAGUGCGGAGGCUCUACUGCAACGUGGGCAUCGGGUUUCACCUUCAGAUCCUCCCCGACGGCAGGAUAAACGGUGUACAUAAUGAGAACCAGUACAGUCUAUUAGAGAUUUCCACGGUGGACAGAGGAGUGGUGAGCCUAUGUGGGGUGAGCAGCGAGAUGUUUGUCGCAAUGAACAGCCGUGGGAGGUUAUACGGAACGACGGUCUUCCAUGACGAGUGCAAGUUCAAGGAGAGCUUGCUCGCGAACAACUACAACGCCUACGAGUCUGUGGUCCACAGAGGCUCCUACAUAGCGCUCAGCAAGCAUGGCCGCGUGAAGAGAGGGAACAAGGCCACGACCGCCAUGACUGUAACCCACUUCCUACCCCGGAUAUGAUGAGCGAAAGCGGGCAAUAACAAACUUAUUUGCACAUGUGGAUUAUUUCCCAGGUAACAUAGGUACCGCAUACGUAGGUACAACACACAGAAGACAACAAGGACUGUAAAAGAAAGAAACGCCACUAUAUCUGAUAGUAUUUAUUCAAACUUUAUAUGUAUAUUUGGGUAGCUUCCUUUGUAUUAGAGAUGAUGGAAAUGCCAUCCUUUGCUGCUUUUAUGAUUUUGAUCAUUUUGGGACAUGACGGGGAAGGAAAGGUGUCCUUCGUCUCCUCAGUGUGCCAGAAUUGGUGGACCUCUCGCCCUGUCAGUGGAUGACAGUCCAUCCUUUUGCAAACGAAAUGGAUAGUAUUAUCUUAUUACCUCAAAGCACCGUUUCCUGAGGAGUAGAAGGGCAAGAAGAAAAAGAAAAAUGUGUGCAUGAAAUUUCUACAGAGAAGAAUGCCUGUUUACUGAAAAAAUGUAUUUUUUGUUUUGUCCUCCAUCAAGGAUUUGAGUGCUUCCCAUUGUCGUGGUUCAACUGUCUCUGUCACUGUCAGGGCAACUAGGGCACUUGCAAAUAUGGCAGUGUGUUCUUUUGCUGCUUCGCCAUGAGGUGCCGGUGCCUUGAAUUUCCGACUUGCGACCCCCCCUUGCCCUUGCAUGCGAGAAACGCGGCGCUCGAGUCAGAAAUAGGAAUGAAACGCGUGCGGUCGCCUCCUCGGACGCCACCGGGAGGCGUGAGCACCGAUUCCUAGAGGGCCGGUGGUUGCUCCACUUUAUUUCCUUUCCACAAUUAGAUCAAUUAAGUAAUCGAGACGAGUAAUGUGCCCUUAUUGAUGUGGAAGGCUGCAUUUAGAGUCAGCACCCCUGUCAUUUCCGAGGGAGCUUUUGACAAUCCCAGGUUUCGUUUUCACAAAUGCUGUGACCGGAUCGUCAGGCCAGAUCGUGCGGCUUUUUAUUCAAUAUGUGGGCAUGCAUUUCUUUCACGUUUAAAUGUGGACUUUCUCAAUUUAAGAGCUUCUCUUUUCGUUGUCUGAGGUCAACGGUGCUUCUGGGUUACAGAAUAUACUUGACCUGACACUUUGAAAACGAAGUGUCCUCCUGUAUAUUUCCCUCCAGCUCAAAUCGAGGUCUGUUUUUCAUCAGUUGCGUCUGGUCCGGAGUUUGUAGGAUUUCAGUUUGGAACAUUGGUUUUUGAAGAUGUUGACUUCAUAUUCAUAAGUGAAGAUGGGAGCUGUGUGACUUUCACACGGGUUGGAUGAUGUUUGGAACUUAAAGUCUGCUGUUGGUGUCUGGAGAAUUAAGUAGCAUUGAGCAGUCAAUGACCUGUAAGAAUGAUGGUUUCCUGCAUUGAUAUGAAAUAGUGUAGAUUCUCUGGAUUGGUUUGGAGGGAACUGGAAGUGCUUCUGAGUUCAUCAUUCUGGGACAUGUGAACAAUACUUCAGGUAACUUUUAGAAGAUGUCGAUCGCGCUCACGGGUCCCGGAUCUUUAAGCGCAUUUUUGGAGAUUGGCCGCUGAGUCUUCCUGCGAACAAAGAACGACGAGCAAUUUGGCCCGAAAGCGGCGAACCAAAGGGUUACAAAGGCUUUGUGUCUGCAGCACGCCAUACUUGAAUUCAACAACUGCUCGGGCUCCUCUUUCAGAUGCCGCAGUUUUCCAUUGUGGAGCCGAAGGGGGGGUGAGGAGGACAAAGAGUUGAAGACAGCAAUGAUGUACCGAUGACUUUUAGAUGGCACUCGGCAUGUGGCACUGGUUGUUUGCUUAACUUGGCGAGGAUGUGAAUAAUGUGGGGUAAAAUACCUGAGCGGGCCCCUCGCCGGUGGUGGGAUUCUGGGGAUUCUUGUCCCACUCGUCUGAGCCAUUUUUGUAACCAAGGUCAAAGAUAUGUGCUUCCUACCUUUUUGCGACGACCUUUCUUAUUUCUUGUUCGGGACAUGAACGGUUGUCUUGUACUGUGCAACAUUUGAAGGUUUCUGCACUUUUCUCGUCCUCCCGAGCAGAGUCUUUUAAACGGGGAAGUGGUGGUGUGAGGGAGCGAGAUGUUCUUCGUGGUGUUGAGACGCGUUUUUUCUAUUUCGGCACUCGACCCGCAAUAUUCUGUCAGUAGCGAACCAGCACUCAGGCCAGUUUGGUGACAUAUGAUGAAGGAAAAGUAGCAUGGCUGUUCUAGUUGGAUCGUUAUCACAUUUCACCUCAUGCCCUUUCGAACAUUACUGCAACGCGUUGACAAAAUGUCUGUGAGCAAUGGUUUACGUGCCCCUUUAAGCUCCAGUAGCAGAGACGAUUGAGCGGUAUCUGGAGUCUUUGUAAGCAUGUGUGUGUGUGUGUGUGUGUGUGUGUGUCUGUCUACAUGCAUGUGUCCUACUGAGUGCGGUCCUGUAAUGUUCUGUUUCUGCCAAAGCGACAGUAGAGAUGGUAUCCGAUAGAUUUACCUGGAGUCAGGAACAACGGGGCAUGGAUGUGCUGUACUCUCCUCACAGGAGAAGAUGGGACGUGUGCCAAAGGAAAGCACUGCCUGUGGUUUGAGCGAGUCGUUGUGUAGCAAACGUCUUCCAGGAAAGGGACACUUGGGAUGAACAAGUCGUGGGGUAAAUACUGUGAUCUAGGAGGAAACCCGUUGGGUUCUGGGAUGUAACUUUGAUAACGGUGUGUUUUUGUUCCCCUUGAGCAUCACAUUACUCAUUGUGAUUUUAUUUAUUGCUUCACUAUGAUCAAAUAUUUCUUCUGAACCGAUUUUGUGGCGGUGAGGAUUUGGCUGGAGAAGUAUUUUUGCUAAUUUGUCAAAAUAUGAAAUAUUAUAAUAUUUAUUUUUUAUUGAGUAAUACUUACUGAGCAGGGGUACAUGCUGUUUUCAGUUGCUCAGCUUCCAUCAAAACAAGCUCUCAGAAACACUUUGUGUUUAGAUGAUUGAACAUUAUUACAUUAUUACGUGAUGUCAUUUCUGAUUUAUUAUGGUAUGUUUCAGAGGACACUAUCGGCGCAACAAGCGAUGAAUGGAAUGGGAAUUGUAAAGUUGCAAUACGAUACGUUCUGUACGUCAAACGCACGAUGCUGCUCGGAGAGGCAGAAAAAGGUUGUACGAUAGAGUAGAAACUGAGAGAGUGUCUGUCACUGGUAAACCACCCGUUAACACGGACACUUUCUUAAUUCUGCAUUUUGCACACGGAGAACGGACUACGUGUGUGUUCCACCCUUUGAUUAAGGAUCCAGUGUCUGGAUUUUGCCAUUGUGCUUCUCAUACCUUCAGCUGGUUUUAAAAUGUGUUGGUUCACAGGGAACCGGAGGUCUGUGGGAGGAUCUGGGUUCAAACAUGUGUGUGUCUAUAUGUGUGCGUGAGAGUGUGUGUGUGUGUGUGUGUGUGUCCCUGUGUGCCAGCAGCCUUUGUGUUUCUCUCUUAGUUUUCUAUUCCUGCACUGAGGGUAGAGUGCUUCCUCUGAGUCCCCCACCCCCCACCCCCCUCUUUUUUAACAUAUACCUCACCUUCUGCCUUAGUUCCGAUUAUUGAAAUGAUUGUAAAUUAGUGUGAGACAACAGACUUCUCCAAUCAUUUGUUUCUGAAAAAUAUGAUGAGUAAGUAAAAUACUAUAUAACAAAUGGUUUUCCUCUUAUUUUUUUACGUAUGUGCUGUGCACAGCAGUCCACUGUAUUCCUGAGAUGAUAAUAAAAGACCUUUUGUAAAAGUUGUUGUGAUUCAGUGCUUAAAGUUAAAGUUGUGUGUUUGCUUGAGGCUUGAACACGGACGACAGGAGUGAGUGAGUGGGCAUGUGGCGCCCUCUACUGGUGAAGGGACACGCUUGCAGGGAUGUUUAAGCAAAUGUAUGAAAAUGAAAUGACUGCACUUUCAUUUAUUCCCUGGAGUUUCAAAGUACGUUUUGAGGACAGUGUAAUGUAUUAAAUUGCUACACUUACAAUAGAUUUGAAUUAAACGCUAUACGCACAUAAUGUUAAAUAUUUAAGGCAGUGCUCAGCCGAUCAGUUGAAUGUACACAAAUGGCCAAAUUGUUUAAGGAAACAUACAUGUCAACAACUACAUGAAUAAAGUUUCAUAUAAUGAAGCAAUGUUCUUUUAUAUAUAUUUACUUGGGUUAAACGGAGCAGUUCGUUCAAGGUAGUUUCAACAACUGCCUUUUGCCACUCGACACCUAAAAAUAACUCAGACCUUCGUCUCUGUUUCACCUAUUAUUAGUACUCAGUGAUGUGGUUCCUUCCAGGAAACUUCAAGACAUAAUUUAUGAACAACUAACCUGAAUAAAGUAAAGUAAUGCUCGAUGUAACAGUUCCUGUUUAUCCCCCCCAUCAAUAAGCAAAAGAUUUUUUUUUUUUUAAUGCAACCUUCUACUACUCAAGACUAUCAGUCAAUCCAAACUUACCGAAGGAACCAAUUGUGAGGUCAAGAGUGAAAAAUCUUCUAAUUUAUUUCCAUGGAGGAAAUGAAUAGUUAAAAAAAAUCUAUAAAUGGAGCAACAAAGCAUUUGGAAAUGGUGAAAGAAAAGGGAGGCAGCAUUUAAUUAUUAAGGAAGGUAGUCAUUAGGAGGUGCAUCACUCAUUUACACUUUCGUUGUUAUAAGCUAUAAUGUGCUCAUCUUGGCCUGUGGUCAUUAGCAGGGUUGUACUUUAUACUAAUAGCAAUGUUCCUCUGACCAAGAUUUUGAAAAUUCUCAACCACACAAACGUCAAGUCAAACAACAAGAAGUAGGCGAUUAGUUUCUUACCUUCUUUCUCUUGCUCAGACACACGGGUUGAGCUGAUUUCUUCGUCCUCUCUCCCCUGCCUCUGGAGUUUCAAGCUUAAUCUUUAUUUU
Messenger RNA from Pungitius pungitius (ninespine stickleback), 5688 nucleotides. RefSeq names its product fibroblast growth factor 6-like. Gene Ontology annotation, cellular component: cytoplasm. Lineage: Eukaryota; Metazoa; Chordata; Actinopteri; Perciformes; Gasterosteidae. The coding region runs from base 279 to 905 and encodes 208 amino acids. Gene Ontology annotation, molecular function: fibroblast growth factor receptor binding; growth factor activity. The record is from RefSeq and is a predicted model, not a curated record. Gene Ontology annotation, biological process: positive regulation of cell population proliferation; positive regulation of protein phosphorylation; animal organ morphogenesis. The transcript is spliced from 3 exons.